Molecule: messenger RNA, 1398 nt
Organism: Rhodamnia argentea
Lineage: Eukaryota; Viridiplantae; Streptophyta; Magnoliopsida; Myrtales; Myrtaceae
Product: probable pectinesterase 55
Biological process (GO): cell wall modification
Molecular function (GO): pectinesterase activity
Source: RefSeq, a predicted model, not a curated record
UACAAGGGUUUAUACAAUCACAAACACAAUAAAAUUUGGACAGAUUGGGUAGUUGGAUAACUCAAGAGUCAACCUUUGAUCAGCCAAACUCCCACAAACGAUUCACACCUUUAUAUGUGAAUCCAUAAGCUUCAUUCAGCGUAUACAGUCUUCCUCCAUUGUCCCUGAUUAUUUCUUUGUCUCCUCUCCCCCAGUUGCAUUUCCAUGGCUUCUUCAAGAUUGAGCAAAUUUCUUCUUCUGUGUAACCCUUGCACAUGGAUUCUUCUUCUUCUCCAUACAAAGUCUACGAAGGGACUUGCAGACGAUAUUGAUUGGCUCCGGCGGAUCAGCACGAACGCAGUACCUUACCGGAAGAUCUUGGUCGACUCAUCCGGGCAACUCGGCAAUUUCACCACAUUACAGUCUGCCAUCGACUCCAUCCCUUCACAGAACACAAACUGGGUUUGCAUCUACAUCAAGAAAGGGAUUUACCGGGAGAAGGUGAGAAUACCGAAGGACAAGCCGUACAUCAUCCUCAAAGGACAAGCAAAGAGGACGACCCAGGUCCUGUGGGACGACCACAACACUAUCGCGCACAGCCCCACUUUCACUUCCUUGGCUGAUAACAUCGUCGCCAAGAGCAUCAGUUUCAGGAAUUUGUACAACAAUCCGAUUAAUAAGAAAAACCCUAGAGUUCCAGCAGUUGCAGCUAGGAUUUCUGGGGACAAGAAUGUGUUCUAUAGAUGUGGUUUCUAUGGUCUGCAAGAUACACUGUGGGACGACCAAGGACGGCAUUAUUUCAAGCAUUGCACGGUCCAAGGAGCCGUCGACUUUAUCUUCGGUAGUGGGCAGUCCAUUUACGAGAACUGUGCAAUAUCAGUACUUGGAAGAGCCCUAGGGCCAGGAGUUUUAGGGUUCAUCACAGCGCAAGGAAGAAGCAACCCGCACGAUACAAAUGGGUUCGUGUUCAAGGAGUGCAAUGUGUUCGGCUCUGGGUUGGCCUUGUUGGGAAGGCCGUGGAGAGCCUACGCAAGAGUCGUCUUCUACCGAUCCAAUUUCACCAAUGUUGUGCAUCCUCGAGGCUGGGAAGCCGGGCAUUUCGCCGGACAAGAGCCCCAAUUGACAUUUUCAGAAUACGGGUGUUACGGACCCGGGUCAGAUACUUCUCACCGGAUAGGAUGGGAGAAGAAGUUGAACAGGGCGGUGGUCGGCCAAUUGAUCAGCACGAGUUUCGUUGACUCCGAAGGAUGGCUAAGCAGUCAACCCCUCUAAUACUAUUACUGAUUUCUGUUGAUUAUUUCCCUUUUAGUGCUCCAUGACAUCGUUGCACGGACUUAAAUUACCUUCAUAUUCAAUUCAUAUUUCCCUCUUCCAUCACGAGUGAAUUAUUCGCACGAAACUAGAAAUAGGUGAUCUAGA